Molecule: messenger RNA, 1400 nt
Organism: Otolemur garnettii (small-eared galago)
Lineage: Eukaryota; Metazoa; Chordata; Mammalia; Primates; Galagidae
Gene: SLC25A40
Product: solute carrier family 25 member 40
Exons: 12
Coding region: 256-1269 (337 amino acids)
Biological process (GO): mitochondrial transmembrane transport
Source: RefSeq, a predicted model, not a curated record
CCUCAGGUUCCCGCGCAGUCCGGAGGAGUUUCUGUGGCCGAGUGUGGGCUAAACCUUGUGGAUGCAGGUGGUGCUGGAGGCCGGAGCAGUCGGCUACCAGGGUCAUUCCCGCCUUUUAAGUUUGCCAGGCCAGCCUGCCCUCCAGCUGCUUUUUCUACCAGGGUUUUCGCUACUAAUGUUACAAACAAUAAAAUAUUGGACCAUAGAAUUGACGACAAGACUUAAACCAGAUAUUUUUUUCAGUUAGUUAAAAAUAUGGAUCCUGAAAAGGGACCACAGAUUAUCAAAGUGACACCUCUUCAACAAAUGCUUUCUUCUUGUACUGGAGCUAUACUGACAUCACUAAUAGUGACACCCCUGGAUGUUGUUAAAAUUCGACUCCAAGCCCAAAACAACCCAUUCUCCAAAGGAAAAUGUUUUGUAUAUAGUAAUGGACUCAUGGAUCAUGUGUGUGUCUGUGAAGAGGGAUGCAACAAAGCAUGGUAUAAGAAGCCAGGAAAUUUCCAGGGAACACUGGAUGCCUUUUUAAAAAUUGUUCGAAAUGAGGGCAUUAAAUCUUUGUGGAGUGGCCUUCCUCCUACGCUAGUGAUGGCAGUUCCUGCCACAGUUAUUUAUUUUACUUGCUACGAUCAAUUAACUGCUUUUCUGAGAUCUAAAUUAGGAGAAAAUGAAAUUUGCAUACCAAUUGUUGCUGGAACUACAGCCAGGUUUGGUGCAGUUACUGUGAUAAGUCCAUUAGAAUUGGUUAGAACCAAGAUGCAGUCUAAGAAGUUUUCUUACAAGGAGCUGCAUCGAUUUAUCAGCAAGAAAGUAUCUGAAGAUGGUUGGAUUUCCCUUUGGAAGGGCUGGGCUCCUACUAUUUUAAGGGAUGUACCUUUCUCAGCAAUGUACUGGUGUAACUAUGAAAUUUUAAAGAAGUGGUUUUGUGAGAAAUAUGGUUUAUAUGAACCAACAUUUAUGAUCAGCUUUACUUCAGGUGCAUUGUCUGGUUCUUUUGCAGCUGUUGUAACUUUGCCAUUUGAUGUAGUAAAAACACAAAAGCAGACACAACUUUGGACAUAUGAAAAUCUUAAAAUUUCUGAGCCUUUGCAUAUGUCAACCUGGAUUAUAAUGAAGAACAUUGUUGCUAAAAAUGGAUUUUCUGGAUUAUUUACAGGCCUGAUUCCUCGCUUAAUUAAAAUUGCUCCUGCUUGUGCCAUUAUGAUCAGUACAUAUGAAUUUGGAAAGGCUUUUUUCCGGAAACAAAAUUCUCAGAGGCAGCAGUAUUAAUGAUGCUGUUUCAACUUGAAGUAACAACUACAGCCAAAUAAGGUGGAGAUGGCAAGAAAUUUUUCACUGUAUUUUUAAAAAUGAUUUUAUGUCUUUCCUAUAAUUUAAAUAAUUUCUACUCUAUCUCUAAA